UGCAGAGCAGUGCGGUAGAGGAGGGGGUCGUGUGUGAGGAAGAACAUGGAAGUUGUGCGGAGUUAGUAGCGGUUCCGCAGCGGCUCUCUUGUUGUGUAGUUUGGUGCGGACUGUGUGAACGGAUAUCUACAACAUGGAGCAUCCGGCGCCCAAGAGCAAACUUAAAAAGCUGAGUGAAGACAGCUUGACUAAACAGCCAGAAGAGGUCUUUGAUGUUCUCGAAAAGCUUGGCGAAGGGUCCUAUGGCAGUGUAUUUAAAGCCAUUCACAAAGAGUCAGGGCAAGUUGUUGCAAUCAAACAAGUUCCUGUGGAGUCAGAUCUUCAAGAAAUCAUUAAGGAAAUCUCUAUCAUGCAGCAAUGUGACAGCCAUUAUGUUGUGAAGUAUUAUGGCAGCUACUUUAAAAACACAGACUUAUGGAUAGUAAUGGAGUACUGUGGAGCUGGCUCCGUCUCCGACAUAAUCCGAUUACGAAAUAAAACCUUAACAGAGGAUGAAAUUGCCACCAUUCUUAAAUCCACACUAAAAGGCCUCGAAUACUUACACUUCAUGAGGAAGAUCCACAGAGAUAUAAAAGCCGGCAAUAUCCUCCUCAACACGGAAGGUCACGCUAAACUGGCAGAUUUCGGAGUUGCAGGCCAGCUGACUGAUACAAUGGCGAAGCGUAACACAGUAAUUGGGACGCCGUUCUGGAUGGCUCCUGAAGUGAUACAAGAAAUUGGGUAUAACUGUGUAGCGGAUAUAUGGUCUUUGGGAAUUACUUCAAUAGAAAUGGCAGAAGGGAAGCCCCCUUAUGCAGAUAUUCAUCCUAUGAGGGCUAUCUUCAUGAUUCCCACAAAUCCUCCACCUACCUUCAGAAAACCUGAGCUGUGGUCAGAUGAAUUUACUGAUUUUGUGAAGAAAUGUCUGGUAAAAAACCCGGAGCAAAGAGCGACUGCUACACAGCUUCUGCAGCACACGUUUAUCAAGAAUGCGAAAGCAGUGUCCAUUCUCCGAGACCUCAUCACAGAAGCUAUGGACAUCAAAGCAAAAAGACACGAGGAACAGCAGAGAGAACUGGAAGAGGAGGACGAAAACUCAGAGGAAGAUGAGCUGGACUCCCACACGAUGGUCAAGACCAGCUCGGAGAGCGCCGGGACCAUGAGGGCGGCCAGCACCAUGAGCGAAGGUGCUCAGACCAUGAUCGAGCAUAGUAGUACCAUGUUGGAAUCUGAUCUGGGCACCAUGGUGAUAAACAGUGAUGAGGAAGAGGAGGAGGAAGAAGAUGGCACCAUGAAAAGAAAUGCAACAUCUCCUCAAGUGCCGCGGCCUUCCUUCAUGGAUUACUUUGAUAAGCAAGACUCUAAAAACAAACCUCACGAGAACCACAACCAGAAUGUCCAUGACCAGUACCACAUAUCCAAGAAUGUAUUCCCCGACAACUGGAAGGUUCCUCCUGAUGGCGAUUUCGACUUUCUGAAGAAUUUAAGCUUUGAGGAGCUGCAGAUGAGGCUAAAAGCUCUGGACCCCAUGAUGGAGCGCGAGAUAGAAGAAUUGCGGCAGAGGUACACGGCAAAGAGGCAGCCCAUUCUUGAUGCAAUGGACGCCAAGAAGCGGAGGCAACAGAACUUCUGAGAAGGGUUUCAUCUCUUAGUCACAUAUGGACAUAAGCAAUUUGUAGGAACUCCAGAAGUAAAACCUGUGGUCACAUCACACAAAUGCUUUCCUCAGCGAAGCAGUGGUUGAGUAAACUUGUGUGUAUAUUUCUCCAUCUUUGCAGAGAACUUUGAAUGUUUUUCCUCCUCUUUCUCGAUAACUGUGUGCGAAGGGCCUAAGAAUUAUGUCUUUAGGUCCUACAGACGACUUCUUUCCCCAUCUUCCCUUGGCUUUCGCUCCAUUGCUUUGGCCACGGACAUGUUUUUCCUGAUUCUUUUAACUAGCGUUAUACGCCCUAGGCUUUGCAUGUCGUAUUGUAGAGGAGGGGGAAGACAUUUCCAUGAACUCACCUGGAGCCAGCAUAGUCUUUUAAUAUUCCUUCAUAUCAGAGUUUUCAGGGACUUGUGUUCGCACCUUGGUAAAUAUUAAUUUGCCUUAAAGUUACAACAUAUCUAUUUAUUUCUGUGUUUUACAUUUGAGUGUGACGGACAUUAGUGACCAAAUGUGUUCUGUACUUUUUUGUUUCCGUUUUUUUUUAUCAUCGUGAUUCGAAAAUCCGGGCAUAAUGUAUGUUAGUCUGCUCACUCAGUCUUGUUGCUAAAGCUUCACAGUCUGGACACUUUGAAGGGGGUAUUGUAUUAGUGUUACCUUUCUGGAGAAAUGUAAGAAGCCUUCCACAGGCUAUAUCAUAGUAUCAAAUCAUAGUUUUUAACAGAAAAAUGAAAAUUUUCAGUGUAAUUAUUUGCUGGCGCCAUAAAUCCAUAUUGCUUUCCUCCCCCAACACAUACACACACCUUUUCUAUGUACUCAGAGGCAGCAGGGAACCUGAAUGGAGCAGGGGUUGUAACCAUGCUGAAUUACAGUUCUGCAAGAGAUCCUUGAGGUUUUUUUGGUUUUUUUUUUGUUUUUUUUUAUACUUUUCUUUGUUUUCAAACAAGUCUAUACCUGAUCUUUUUUUGUCUCUAAAUCGGAAUAGACAGCAUUUUCUUUGUAAGGUUUCGGCUUAAUUUUCAAAACUUAAAGGAACAAUAAGCAUAGACAAUUUGCAAAAUUGCCAGCAGUUCGCGGCCGCUCCUUUAGGCUCUAUGGUACUACUGGAAAGAAGCCAAGUACAGCACUCUAUCUGUGGCAGUGCCAUAGAGUUGAAUGGAGUCGCAGUGUGCAUGCAUGACCGUUGGUCCAUUCCCUCCAACACCUAAUUGCUUUGAUGGUUCGGCGGUCUGACCUCCACUAAUAACAUAUUUAUCCCUAUCCUUUGGUUAUGGUGUCACUGUUGUGUCUACAGUGGGAGACAAUAAAUGUUAAGCUCCUCACUUUUCCAUAUCCCUGCUGCUUCAUAUAAAAAUGGAAGAUUAUAAAAGCCCCUUUACAUAGGCCAACCUGAACAGGCAUUCCCGAUAGUUGCCUGCUCGUCAGCAGUCAUCUCCACUGUAUGAGGAUGAGCAGUCUCUACUACUGAUCGCUCGUCCUCAUACAGACACAUUGGGCGUCCCCUUCUCGCCCGCACUAUGGCCACUUUUCUAGACCUGGUGUGAGCGGGGAAAAGUCGCAGAUUGCGCCGCAAAUGACCUCUACGCUGCAAUCUGCGCCAGAAAUACGCCUAAUAUAGGUAUAUUUCUGGAUAGGAAAUGGCACCCAUUCUUUCUGGACAGCAGAUCCCCGUUUGCACCGUAGGAUCUGCUGCCCAGAAACCAUGAUUUUGGCGUUCACAUCAAUGAUGUUUUCAUCGAUGAACGAUGUAUGGUCUGUCCGCCGACAUGAUGUAUUUGGGAAGCGAGCGAAUGUUUUAGCUUUUUUUUUUUUUUUUUUUUUUUAAACUUGUCCAAGAUGAGACCAUUUCUACGUCUUUAUAAUCAGCGUUUCUCCCCAUUGCUUUGAUGUGACUUUUCCGGAUCAGAUUACUUGUCAGGGCGAUUCUCGCCUCUUCCACUGUCACAGAAUAAAGCAUUAAAUACGAUAGAUGCAGCCAGAUUCUUGUAAUUGCUACAGUCCGUGACAUCGGUGCUGUAAAGCAGGUAAUGAUUUCCCAAGACCUUUGAUAUUAUUAAAUGUUAGCUUCGUGAGCUGCAGUUCUAAGCAGCGCACAUUCAUAUACUGCAGAGCGUAACAUGGAUGUUAGAUGUCCACCGCACCGGUCUGCACUGACAUUUCAUGCCGGGCUUGCAGCUUGGAGGGAUGUCAUCUACAACUCAGCGUGUGGAUUUACCAGUGUAAAAUAUCGGCUAUAUUAGCAUUUUAUAGCAUGUUUGAUGGAUGGACCCCCUCCUCUUACAUGUAGCAAAUGCUGUGUGUUUCUUUCCUCUUCCUACAUCUGCUGCUUCUUAUUUAUUCUCACUCUGUACAUGUGCCCACCUACGACUGUCUGGGAUUAGGGAAAAAAAAUAAGUGUUCUGUUAUUUUGUCCAAAAACAGCACCACUUUUGUCCAUAGGAUGUGUCCGGCUUAGGCGACUUUCACACCUGCAUUAGGUGCGGAUCCGUCUGGUAUCUGCACAGACGGAUCCGCACCUAUAAUGCAAACGCUUGUAUCCGUUCAGAACGGAUCCGUUUGCA
This is a messenger RNA of Bufo gargarizans (Asiatic toad), 4185 nucleotides long. RefSeq names its product serine/threonine kinase 3 (gene STK3). NCBI's taxonomy places the organism in Eukaryota, Metazoa, Chordata, Amphibia, Anura, Bufonidae. The record is from RefSeq and is a predicted model, not a curated record. Gene Ontology annotation, cellular component: cytoplasm. The transcript is spliced from 11 exons. Gene Ontology annotation, molecular function: protein serine/threonine kinase activity; ATP binding. Bases 134 to 1612 code for a protein of 492 amino acids. Gene Ontology annotation, biological process: regulation of MAPK cascade; intracellular signal transduction; protein phosphorylation.